UGGGGAAGCGACGAGCCGCCCGUCACCAUUACAGAUCCACUCUGGACAAAGCCAGCCUUAAAACGACGCUUACUCGAGGAAGAUGAGGGGCUUUCUGAUCCUCGUGUUCGUUUCCCAGCAUGCCUUGGCUGCAAAAGUGGAAGUGUACGAGGGGGCGGAGUCUGUGCUUCUGCCCUGCCGGGUAGGUUUUUUACUAGAGGACACCACAGUGACAUGGACCCGCCCUGACCUCGAUCCCAGCACCGUCCACAGGCGGCACGAAGACCGAGACGAGCCGGACGGUCAGAACACGCGUUACCGUGGGCGCACGGCAAUGAGGGCGAACGAGGCGGACCCCAAAGACCUGAGCCUCGCUCUGAGCAAACCCGAGCUGUCUGACACCGGAAGUUACGACUGCAUCAUCAGCAAGCAGAAAGACGUGCUGAAGCUGACCGACGUAGAGCUCCAGGUCAAAGUUGGCAUGUUGGAGGUGGAGGUGACAGAAGGGUCCGAGUUCAUCCGACUGCCCUGCCAAACGACAUCUCCGCUGCCUGCCGACACCGCCGUGGAGUGGAGCCGCUCCCAGCCCAUCCCCAUGAUUGUCCACGUGUUCCCGAACAGCAGCGCAGAGCUGCCGAAGAAACAGGACGAAUUCUUCUGUGGACGCACGCGCAUGCACGAGGACUCGCUGAAAACGGGAGACCUGAGUCUGACCCUGAAGUACCCGUCAGAGCGAGACAACGGCCACUACGUCUGCACCGUCAACACGGGCACGGACGUGCUGAGGCAGAAAGUAGCCCUGCAGCACGUCAAAAGACCGUUUCCCACCUGGGCCACGGCUUUCCUGAGCAUCAUGGCCAUCGGUCUGGUUGCUGGCGGAGGUUUUGUGGCAUAUUUCUGGUAUUAUUUUAAGAUGGUCUCCACCACGGAGGUGGAUGAAGGGGCGGAGUCUGUUCACCUGCAAUUUAAAACCACACCUAACCUGCCAGUCGGUGCUACAGUGGUGUGGAGGCGCUCCAGGCUUGGCUUCAAACUGGUCACAGUUCAUGAGUACUCAAACGGCGAAAGCAAACCAGGCGCGACAUACAUGGACCGUACAGAGAUGGUGGAGGACCCGCUGACAUCAGGAGAUCUCAGUCUGACCCUGAGGCGACCGCGAAGACGAGACAGCGGGAUCUACGUCUGCACCCUCUGCAGGGGCAAAGUCGUGCUGGAUGAGAAACGACUGAGGCUGGAAGUCAAAGUCCCUCAGGUGAAGGUGUCAGAGGGGGUCGAUGCUGUGCUGCCCUGGAAAACCUGGAUCCCUCCUCCAGAAAACGCCACUGUGGAGUGGAGCCGUCAUGAGCCGUGGCCCAUGAUUGUCCAUGUCUAUCAAAGCGGCUCGAACUGUCUGGAGAAGCAGACCUGGUUGUACCGUGGCCGCACAAAGAUGGAGGACGAAGAUCCUCGUACGAACAGAAACCUCAGUCUGGUCCUGCACGAGCCCACGGUGCUCGACAGUGGCGAGUAUACGUGCACCAUCAAAGAGGAAGAGCGAGUCGUGAGGACGAAGAGUCUGAGGCUCCAUGUCAGAGAUUUCAAUCACGUCUCUGAUGAUGAAGAACAUGGAGAAAAGACUCCUUUGAUCAGAUAUCGUGGGCCCCGGUCUGUCUGAUCUCUGGCUCCCCCUCAGGUCCUCUCUGUGAACUGCGCUCAGUAUCAAUCAGCAAAGAAAGAUUUUAAAAGUCCAAACGAAGGAAAGGAGGAAAUAAGACGACGGGAUUCAAAGGUUUUUAAACGUCAUCCAUUUUUAAAGUAUUUCAGACGACAGAACAUGUUUGUUUCUCAGGACCCACAUGAUAAAAAGUGUUUAGCUGUCAUGAAGCAGGCGUUGGUUUGUGGCACGUCUGUGGGGGAGACCGACGCACCGCCGCUCCAUCAUGUAUACGAAGAAUGAACUGGGUCCUGAGUUGUUGUUGUUCUGUACGUGUUGCUAAAAGCUGCAGCCCAGGGGUGCUGUAGCAGCAACCGGGAAAUAAAGUGUGUCGAGUGUGAAA
Messenger RNA from Neolamprologus brichardi, 2015 nucleotides. RefSeq lists its product as uncharacterized. Gene Ontology annotation, biological process: immune response; cellular response to lipopolysaccharide; negative regulation of T cell proliferation. NCBI's taxonomy places the organism in Eukaryota, Metazoa, Chordata, Actinopteri, Cichliformes, Cichlidae. The record is from RefSeq and is a predicted model, not a curated record. Gene Ontology annotation, cellular component: external side of plasma membrane.